Molecule: messenger RNA, 1824 nt
Organism: Colletotrichum truncatum
Lineage: Eukaryota; Fungi; Ascomycota; Sordariomycetes; Glomerellales; Glomerellaceae
Product: flavin-binding monooxygenase
Molecular function (GO): flavin adenine dinucleotide binding; monooxygenase activity
Source: RefSeq, a predicted model, not a curated record
AUGGAUGGCACUCGUCUUCCCGAACUGCCGGUCUUGGCUCUUCAAGAAGGAGUCGACCGGACACAGAUCGACGCCGGAAAGAUUUCCGCCGACUGGCUCGCAACGCUAGAGCGCCGCUUCACCGAAAAGUCAUUCGGUGAUCUUUCAGAUCUGUUCAUUGACAACUGCUGGUGGAGAGACAUCGUCGGUCUGUCAUGGGAUUUCACCUGCAAACAGGGGCAAGAAUCAAUCAGCAAGUACCUUAAUUCAGCAGAGCAUGGGCUCUCAGAUAUUCAAACCAGCAAAUUCGGUGGGCUGCAACCGUUGUUGAUUGACUUUGGCGGACAGAUUUGGAUCCAGACGGGCUUCACAUUCAAAACUCCGCAUGGAGAGGGCAAAGGUCUAUUGAAGUUGGUGAAUGUUGGGUUGACAGAAUGGAAGGCAUGGACGAUAUUCACCCAGCUAGAGAAGCUCGAUUUUCAAAAGGAGCUAGAGGCAGAGAGAGACGCUCAAUUGCCGGGAACAGAAGCGCCCGCUACUAGUGGUGUUAAUGGCCAUCAGACUUCUGAGGUAGAAGAUGUGCAAGUCUUAAUCGUAGGCGCUGCCCAAGCUGGGCUUAUGCUCGGAGCGCGGCUCAAGCAUAUGGGAAUCAAGACACUCCUUGUGGAGAGAAACGCCAGGCUUGGCGACUCAUGGCGGCAGCGAUACCAGAGCGUCACGCUCCACACGCCAACUUACACGGAUCAUUGGGCAUUCCUCAAGUUCCCGGAGACCUGGCCUAAGUUUCUGGUAGGAGACAAAGUCGCCGAAUGGAUGGAGCACUACGGACAACUCAUGGGCCUCGAUAUCCUGUACAAUACCGAGGUCACAAAGGUCACAUACGACGGAGCUGCCAAGAAGUAUACCGUUCAAACUCAAACACCGGAGGGGUUACAGACUAUCUCAGCACGCCAUGUAGUCUUAGCCACUGGUGUCUUCGGAGACCAACCAAUUGUCCCUAGUUUCCCUGGUCAGGACUCUUUCAAGGGCCAGAUAUACCACUCCAAACAACACAAGUCUGCCGCCGAGAUCCCAGACGUGGGCAAAAAAAAGGUGGUGGUUAUCGGAGCCGCGACCAGUGGCCACGACAUCUCUGCGGAUUUCGUCACGCACGGGGCCAAGGAGGUGACCAUGGUCCAGCGAAACGCGAUCUUCUCCAUUUCUAGAGAGUCUUGGGAGACCUUCAUUCUCUCGUUGUGGAAGAUUGACGGACUCAGCACCGAGGAGGCGGACAUCGUGGGCAACGCCAUUCCUUUGGCGGUCAUCAGGACCAUGAGCAUCGGUCUCACGAAGAUGAUGGCCGAGCGUGACAAAGAAGUGCACGACGGGCUGAAGAAGGCUGGUCUAGAAAUCAAGGAGGGCGAGGACGGUUACGGCCUAGCGGACUUCCAGCUUAUCAAAGGAGGGCAGUACUACAUUGACCAAGGCGCGAACAAGAUGAUCAUUGACGGCCGAAUCAAAAUCAGACGAUGCGAACAGGGCGUGAAGGAGUUUCAGGAAGAUGGGCUCGUUCUCGCUGACGGGAGAAAGAUUGAGGCGGAUGUUGUGGUUUUCGCGACUGGGUUUCAGAAGGAGACAACCACCAUUGAGAAGUUGAUGGGCCCGGAAGUUACAAAGAGACUGCGGAAGUUUGGACAGCUGGACGAGGAGCAAGAGAGAUCUGGGUGGUGGCGAUCGACUGGAGUGCCAGGGUUCUGGUACAUGACUGGCAGCUUCAUGUACUGUCGACAGUUCUCCUUGCCAUUGGCUCUGCAGAUUGCGGCAGUUGAGAAGGGCCUCAACAAGUCUCAUUACGACGAAGUCUGA